CUAGCUUCAUGAUCCCCCAAAAAAUCACCACGAAAAAACGACAUUUGUACGUAAAAACAUACAAUCCGACAACCCAUGUACCAAGAUGAUGAAAAGAAAGAUAGAAGAAGAAAAAAUGUCAUGGGAAGCUAUAAUUAUUACAAAAUGUUUGGAUGUUUUAACCGAAAAUUUAAAAUUAAUGAUCUGGGUCCACCAGCUGACGUCGUUGAUGUAUUUAAAUUGUAUUGUGGCGGUGAAUUGGAGAUGUCACCUGAUAAAUUUUUACGGUUUUUGAUAGAAUUUCAAGAAGAAGAAGAAUGGGUCAAAAUUGAAGAUGUGGAACGGGCUAUGGAUCGGGUUUUGAAUUCGUCAAAAACCCAUUUGACCCGUUAUGUUUUUAGUGUUAAUGAUUUUUUUCAGUAUUUAUUACUUGAUGACCUCAAUGGGCCCUUAAAAACCCAGGUACACCAUGAUAUGACCGCUCCGUUGCAACAUUAUUUUAUAUAUACUGGUCACAACUCAUACCUUACCGGAAAUCAACUCAGCAGUGAUUGUAGUGAAGUGCCAAUCAUAAAGGCUCUUCAAAGAGGUGUUCGGGCAAUAGAGCUUGAUCUAUGGCCAAGUAGUUCAAAAGAUAGGAUACAUGUACUUCAUGGCAGGACGUUGACAACUCCAGUAACGCUUAAGAAAUGUUUAAAGUCAAUCAAAGAGCAUGCUUUCGUAAAUUCUCCUUAUCCUGUUAUUAUUACUUUAGAGGACCAUCUAACACCAAAUCUUCAAGCCAAGGUUGCAGAGAUGGUUACAAGUAUUUUUGGGGAUAUGUUAUACUUCCCUAAGGCCAGUGACAAAGAGGAAUUCCCUUCGCCAGAUGCAUUAAAACAUCACAUCAUUCUAUCAACAAAACCCCCGAAGGAAUACCUUCAAUCCAAGAAUAAAGAACGUUCGUCACUGGAUAAAGAUUCUUCUGAUGAAGAGUUGGAAGAUCAGCAGAGCCAAAGUGAUCAAGAUGAGGAUAAUGAGAGAUACAGCGCAAGUGAAAUGAAUAUUGCAAGCUCUAGCACAAGUCAACCCCUGUCAGAGAUCCUUGGUGUUGACUAUGAAAAUGCAAAAAUUAAAGAUGAAAAUUUUGGGCAUCAAGCAGCCCCCGAGAGCCAGCAACUUCAUGCCUCUAAACCAAAAAGUGGAACAACAAAGAUGUUAAGAAAUGAAACAGGGAUACCCAACCGUCUUAGUGUGAGCGAAACAACCCUUGAUAGUGAAAGCUUUAGCACCAGUCAACCGCUGUCAGAGAUCCUUGGUGUUGACCAUGAAAAUGCAGAUACUAAAGAUGAAAAUUUUGGGCAUCAAGUAUCCCCCGAGAACCACCAACUUCAUGCCUCUAAACCAAAGAGUGGGACAAGAAAGAUGUCAAGAAACGAAACUGGGAUACCCAAGCGUCUUAGUGUAAGCGAACCAGCCCUUGAUAGUGAAAGCUCUAGCUUAAGUCAACCGCUGUCAGAAAUCCUUCAAGCCUCUAAACCAAAAAAUGGAACAAGAAAAAUGUUAAGAAACGAAACAGGGAUACCCAAACGUUUUAGUGUGAGCGAAUCAACCUUAGAUAGUGAAACCUCUAGCACAAGUCAACCGCUGUCAGAGAUCCUUGGUGUUGACUAUGAAAAUAAUGAUAUUAAAGAUGAAAAACUUGGACUUCAAGAAGCCCCUGAGAACAAGCACCUUCAAGCCUCUAAACCAAAAAAUGGAACAAGAAAAAUGUUAAGAAACGAAUCAGGGAUACCCAAACGUUUUAGUGUGAGCGAAUCAACCUUAGAUAGUGAAACCUCUAGCACAAGUCAACCGCUGUCAGAGAUCCUUGGUGUUGACUAUAAAAAUAAUGAUAUUAAAGAUGAAAGUCUUGGACAAGUAGCCCCUGAGAACAAACACCUUCAAGCCUCUAAACCAAAAAAUGGAACAAAAAAGAUGUUGAGAAAUGAAACAGGGAUACCCAAACGUUUUAGUGUGAGCGAAUCAACCCUUGAAAGUGAAAGCUCUAGCACAAGUCAACCACUGUCAGAAAUCCUUGGUGUUGACUAUGAAGAUGAUGAUAUUGAAGAUGAAAAAUUUGGACAUCAAGCGGCCCCCGAGUACAAACACCUUAUUGCAAUUCAUGCCUCUAAACCAAAAAAUGGUACAAGAAAGGCGUUAAGAGAUGAACCAGGGAAAGCCAAACGUCUUAGUGUGAGCGAACAGGCCCUUGAAAAAGCUUCGAAUCUAUAUGGAGCAGAUAUAGUCAGAUUCACUCAAAAGUAUAUUCUUCGGGUGUUUCCAAAGGGAACGCGUGUUACCUCAACAAACUUUAGACCACUUACUGCAUGGAUGCAUGGUGCUCAAAUGGUUGCCUUCAAUAUGCAGGGGUAUGGGAGAUCACUUUGGAUGAUGCACGGGAUGUUCAAAUCGAAUGGAGGGUGUGGUUAUGUUAGAAAGCCCGAUUUUCUUAUGGACCAGGGUCCCGAUGGAGAAGUUUUUGACCCAAAGGCAAAAUCAUUACCCGUGAAGAAAACUUUGAAGGUUAAAAUAUAUAUGGGAGACGGGUGGCGGCUGGAUUUUAGCCAGACUCACUUUGAUGCAUUUUCGCCACCAGAUUUCUACACAAAGAUUUAUAUGGCUGGAGUGCCAGCUGAUGUAGCCAAGAAGAGAACCAAAGUGAUAGGAGAUGAUUGGACGCCGAUAUGGAAUGAAGAGUUCACAUUCCCAUUAAGAGUCCCUGAGCUAGCUUUACUUGAAAUCGUUGUACAAGAAUACGACGUAGACAGAGAUGACUUUGCUGGUCAAGCAUGUUUGCCCGUAUCAGAAUUGAGACCCGGGAUUCGUGUUGUUCCACUUUAUAACAAAAAAGGAGAGAAAUUUAAACAUGUGAAGCUUCUAAUGAGAUUUCUCUUUGUAUAACCACAAGUCAUGUUUUAGAUCUUGUUAUAUACAUAUAGAGGUUGCAUUCUUGACCUUAUUGACAAAAAUGCAUUUUUUCUAAAAGUUCUGGUCAGUGUAUAUAA
This is a messenger RNA of Erigeron canadensis, 3005 nucleotides long. Its product is annotated as phosphoinositide phospholipase C 6-like. Gene Ontology annotation, biological process: lipid metabolic process; phosphatidylinositol-mediated signaling. The record is from RefSeq and is a predicted model, not a curated record. The coding region runs from base 76 to 2901 and encodes 941 amino acids. The transcript has 9 exons. Gene Ontology annotation, molecular function: phosphatidylinositol-4,5-bisphosphate phospholipase C activity. Lineage: Eukaryota; Viridiplantae; Streptophyta; Magnoliopsida; Asterales; Asteraceae.